CCCUCUGUUAUACUAAAAUACUCACAAUUUGAUACCCGUUUCAGCUAAACAAGAACUUUCAGGUUUUAAUGGAAUCGAACCGCAAGCGCAAAGGGUUCAUCAAGGGGAAGCUGAUGCCGCUAUAUCGAGUAGCCAAGUCUUCCUCGAACAUUCCAUAUGGUAGCAAAGUUCUGAAGCCAAACCAGCCUUCAGCAGCUACGGCGACAGCUUCAGUGGGUUAUGUCGUCCAGGACUACGUAGUUGCUCAGCAGAAGCCAAAGGUGUCGUUUAUGGUACAAGCUGAUAAGAAUCGUGAGGUGAGCCACUUUGAGAACCUCUUUGGCGAUGAAAUGGUGGAUGACAAAGCUGCAAGCUACAUCUCCUCCGUUAAAGAACGUUUUAAGCUUGAACGCAGCAACUCAGAACGAAUCAAGACAGUUUGAGAAAGUUACUGAGCAUUCACAAAACCAUGGUCAUUUACAUUUAGUACUGCAGCCUCCAUUAAUAAAUUACUCGUCAAGUAGAAAUUAAGAUGAAGGAUCUGUUUUUGCUGAGAAUGAAGGUUAAUUUUAUUUGUAAUUUGCGAUAAUUAAGGUUUAUAUUUGUUGUAUCUCCCUUAAGCUUAGCAUAAUCAGCUUCUUUGUCUUGGCUUAAUGAAUGCAUCGUUAACCUUUUGCUCAA
Molecule: messenger RNA, 660 nt
Organism: Mangifera indica (mango)
Lineage: Eukaryota; Viridiplantae; Streptophyta; Magnoliopsida; Sapindales; Anacardiaceae
Exons: 1
Coding region: 69-422 (117 amino acids)
Source: RefSeq, a predicted model, not a curated record